This is a messenger RNA of Camelina sativa (false flax), 2002 nucleotides long. RefSeq names its product tRNA N(3)-methylcytidine methyltransferase trm141-like. The record is from RefSeq and is a predicted model, not a curated record. Lineage: Eukaryota; Viridiplantae; Streptophyta; Magnoliopsida; Brassicales; Brassicaceae.
UUCUUAGAGAAAGAAGAACCCCAAGUGUUUUGCCGUCAGAGAACCACGGACACACACGGACGGCUUCUGGUAAUAAUGUCUUCUGUUAUAGAAGAGCAGCACCAGAAAUCGAUUGAGAAGCUGCAGAUUUAUCCGACAGCUAACUCUGGUGUUUCUCCUUUUUGGCGAGAGAAGUAUGAAAGGGAUGCUAAAAAGGAUUGGGAUAUAUUUUACAAGCAUCAUGGAGACAGAUUUUUCAAAGACCGCCACUACCUGGACAAGGAAUGGAACAGCUAUUUUUCUGUCAGUGGAAAAAGAGUCAUUCUUGAGGUUGGCUGUGGAGCUGGAAACACCAUAUUUCCUUUAAUUGCCACAUAUCCAGACAUUUUCGUCUAUGCAUGUGAUUUUUCACCACGAGCUGUCGAGUUGGUCAAGGCUCAUGAUGAAUACACAGAGACGCGCGUGUGUGCAUUUGCUUGUGACUUGACGGGGGAUGGUCUUGACAAUCAUAUUUCUCCAUCUUCAGUUGAUAUUGUGACCAUGAUAUUUGUAUUAUCUGCGGUAUCACCAGAGAAGAUGCCCUUAGUAUUGCAGAAUAUUAGGAAAGUACUUAAGCCGAAUGGGUGUAUUCUCUUCCGUGACUAUGCUGUUGGUGAUCUUGCUCAGGAGAGGUUUUCUGGGAAGGAUCAGAAGAUCAGCGAGAACUUUUAUGUCAGAGGUGAUGGCACUCGUGCAUUCUACUUUUCUAAUGAAUUCCUAGAAACUUUGUUUUCCGAACAAGGAUUUGAAGUUGAGGAGCUUGAUGUUUGCUGCAAACAAGUCGAGAAUCGUUCACGUGAACUGGUCAUGAAUCGGCGCUGGGUCCAAGCUACAUUUCGUCUAUCAAACGACAAGAAAAACCCUACCAAACUAGACAACUCUGAACAACAAAGUAACAACAAUCAGCUUAAAUCUGAGGAGCAAGAAAGAAAAGAGAUUGUUGAUAAUACCGACAUUGACAUAUCCGAUGGGCUGGCUAUGGAAAUGUUUGGAGCCUCUCCAUCAAGUCAUGAGAUGAGCGUGGUUAAGCUUAGGGAUUCUGCAUUUAAAAUCAAACAUUUGUCCAAAGAAUAUCAACAUACAUGCAAAUCUACGGGGUUGAUGCUAUGGGAGUCAGCUCGGCUUAUGGCUUCUGUUCUUGACAGGAACCAAAACAUUGUUUCUGGAAAACGGGUGUUGGAAUUGGGUUGUGGCUGCACAGGAAUAUGCUCGAUGGUAGCUGCCAGAUCAGCUAGCCUUGUGGUAGCUACCGAUGCAGAUACAAAGGCACUAACGCUAUUGACGGAGAACAUCACAAUGAACCUCCAGUCUUGUUUACUUGGGAAACUGAAAACAGGUCUACUUGAAUGGGGAAACAAAGAGCAUAUACAAGGCAUCAAGGGUUUGGCAUGUGGUGGAGGCUUUGAAGUUAUAAUCGGGACAGAUGUUACCUAUGUAGCUGAAGCCAUUAUUCCUCUGUUUGAAACCGCAAAAGAACUGCUGAUGUUACGGGAAACGGAGGGGAAAGAAAAGCCGGCAUUGAUUCUAUGCCAUGUUUUCAGAAGGGUUGAUGAACCUUCUCUCCUGUCAGCAGCAUCUAAGUUUGGGUUUAAGCUUGCAGACAGAUGGGCUGCUGCAAAUCCAAAGGAAUCUCCUCCUAUUGGCAACUUCAUUGACAGUUGGUUUUCCGAAAAGGAUUUGGUCGCGGAAAUCCCGACUUCUGCGUUGCAUAUUCUCUACUUUCAAAUGGAGUAGGCUAUGGGUUGGGUGGAGAAGCAUAUGUUGAUUAGAUGGAUUUUUUUUCUUUUUCUCAUUGCUUGCUUCUCAAUCAAUGAAUGUUAUACAUGUACUCUUAAUCAGUGGACUGCGUUGGGUGUGAUCUUGUUCUUGGUAUCCUGUAAGAAUCUGACCGAUAUUAGCAGUGACUUUUUUGUUUGGGUAUAAAAAACGAAUACAAAAACAAAAAAAAAAGUGCAUUAAUAAGGGAUGAGGGGGCUUUUUGUAA